CUUUGACAUUUCCGGAAGUGGCUGACAGUAACGGUUAGCUGACAGAAAAUAAAAGUCGUCGGGUUCAGGUUUAUUGUUGGUGAUCUUUUAGAAGACAUGCUGGAUGUGAUUUAAUAGGUUUGACCCACUGUGGAUUUUACUAUGUAAGGACAGUAGAAAAUACCAGAAACACGUGUUGCUACAUGUAUGCCUACUGAGGGGUGUGGAAUGUUUGUGUCUAGACAGCUGAGCCAUCAUGAGGUUCAACAGUAAAGAGUUAUCCUUCCUUGCCCAUCAGCCAUCCUCACGCUUCUCAAAGGAAGGCGUUCUGUGGAUGAAAGAUAAACACGAUGGGCUAUUUAAAAAGGGAGAAGUGAAUCAGGAACGCUUCUUUCGUUUGAGAGGAAAUUUAUUGUUUUAUUUCAAAAGUAAAGAACUUAAGGGGGAUCCACUUGGUGUGCUGAUCUUGGAGCGGUGUACCAUAGAACUGUCUACUGGAGCUGAAACAGGAGACCUGUUUGGAUUUAUUAUUGUGUACGAGGGAGAUGAACACACUUACAAGUUUGCCACCAACACAGAGGACGAACGAGACUUGUGGAUACAGUGCCUACACAUUGCCAGUUAUGAAUGUCUCAAGAUGCAGCUACAGAGUCUUCGUGAACAGAUCCAGGCCAGAACUGGACGGGACCCCAUCUCGCAGCCGCCUCCGACAGACACGGGGAUGGAAUACGAAACACAAUCUGGUAACACAGAUGAAGAUCCGGCCAUGGAACUCUGUAUAGGUUGUGAGGACUUGCAGUGUGACAGCAGUGGAAAGGCCCCUAACCCGCUGGUUGUGCUAUAUACCAUUAUACCUCCGCAACAGAACUGGAUACAACAUAAUCACACAGAAGUCGUAGAGAAAAGUAAAAGUCCACAGUUUUUGAAGACAAUUGGUUUUGGCAAUCUGAAUGGUGUGGACACCUGUACCAGAGUAAAACUGACCGUGUUUCAUGUGAAGGAGAGGAUGACUGGCACGAUGUCACAGCUCGGCCAGGCCAUCUUCACACUCCAGGAUCUGCUGAUGGCGCCAGACAUGCGAUUACGUCUGGAGCUACAAGGUCCAGAUCCUAUAAUGAAUGGCUACGUGACUGUUAUGUCUUGGAUCAAUGACGGCAGUUUGUCCAUCCAGGAUUCCCACGAUAGGGUUAGCAAUGGUGACGAGAGGCACAGACUGGUAGCAUUACGUCGCCGGUCAAAGCGCAUCGACACACUACGCCCAAUGUAUAGCAAUAUCACAACACGAACAUUCCGCUUCGACACAACAAACGGAAGUGUGAAGCUGUUGGUUCAUGAAUACAUGGGGGAGAGUAAACUGUCAUUUGACAUUCCCUGUCAGCUCCUGAAAUUAUGGGUUGAUGAAGAAAAGGCAAAAAUUACACAACUUCAGGAAUUAAGACAGUUAGUACCAAUGAUAGAGGCUGAGCAAGUAUCCCAAAUCACAACGUGCGCUGCAACAGUUUCUAAAUACGUUGACAUUCUCAAUCUGCUGGCUAACUUCUCAGGCGCACAUUUUAAACAGAGUGUGAAGAAGGGAGAUAAAGAUCUACAGUUUGUACCGGUCAACCUACACUUACAAAGGAUGACGGUCAUCAACGAAGUCCGCAACAGCACUGGUUGGUAUGACAUCAUCACUGUCGGAGCAUUCACGGCCUAUCCUCAUAAAUAUAAACAUGGGGGCCUUCGUAGAAUGCUGCAACAACAGCAUGACCUUCUGUCUGCUGAUGCAACCUUGAGUCGCACAACAAAAAUACAGAGGUCAUGUGACCUAGUGAAUUCUGUGUUAGAUCUCAAAACUGUGAUAGGACAAUAUUGUGAGAAGUUGUGUCAUGUCGCCAUGGCGGGGACGGCGGAGGAAUUUGGCAUCAUUAUGGAGAUGGUAUCUGACAAGGUGCGAAAUCUAGUCCAGAUUUGUGAUAGCAGCCUGCUUCAGGAGGCUGCCGACAACUAUAACGAGGCCAAGAUUGAGACAUCCCCUCCCCCAAAGGAGACACCCUCCCCUAGCUCUCAGGACUCUAGUCCUGGGGACCUCACUCCUGAGAAGGCCUGGAAAUGGACAGGAAGCAACUUUGCACAGAGUCCUACAGUAGAGCCUUGGGAGAUGACACGUGUGAACACAGAAGCUGCCCUAGUGUGUCUCAGCUCUAUGGUUGAGGAGCUAAUUACCAACAGAUCUGGACCCAUGGACAGACCUAAGUGGCUGGGAGAGAUCAGUCCUGGUGUUAUCAAAUUAAAGAGCUUUAUAGAACUUGUUAGUCAGAGAGUGAAGCUCUUCAUGUCCUUUCUUAAUCUAAUGGAAAACCGAGGACAAACACAACUCAUGCAUAUGAUUAAAUAUAGACGAGAUGUAUGUUUCUCCCAUGCUUUGACGUCCCUUGUGGCUGGCUUUACAACUAAUCUAGCUACCUGUGAUAAAGACAAAUUUUACUUUCAACAACUUCUCCAUGUUGGAGUGUUUGCCCAGUUUGAGGGACUGCUCAGUUGCUAUGGUGAUGAGAUGGGGAUGUUGGAGGACAUGACUGUGGCUUUAGAAGAUCUCAGUCAGGUGACUUUCCACUUUAUCCUUCAAAAGGAAUAUGAACAAUCUCCAAGCAUCUCUUCAGACAGUCACCUGAUAUCUGGCAUGUAUGCAGACUUUAAUAGACAUCGUGUACGAGUAGAAGUUCCUGUACCAGAAGUUCUAUACAAGAAACUUCCAGACUCAUUGGCUCAAGGACAGGCAAUCCAUGUUACCCCAGUCCUCUUCAAUGUUGGCAUCAAUGAACAAGCUUCUCUGGCUGAAAGGUUUGGGGACACCACUCUACAAGAGAAGAUUAACACAGAGAGUAUGGCCAAGGUGUUCAGUUAUAAGGAAAAAUAUCUGACCGCAAUAGGCGAUCAAGACGGUAAAGGAGGAAGUGGAUCCCUGACAGAUUUGUGUACAAAGUUACACUACAAUGUAAACACCAAGAAAAACAAGAAUACAGAGAUCCUGAGUCUUGCUGCUGAGAUUUGCAGGAAGUUACGAGGCAUUCGGUUCACGAGCUGUAAAAGUGCCAAGGACCGGACGGCUAUGUCCGUCACACUUGAACAGGUAAAGAACCUACAGCAAGAACACGACCUCGCCUCCCAUGUAUUUUCACAGGCCCUCGACUGCUUUAGGAGUGAGGGAGUGAGAAGGGAGAACACCCACAAAAAUGUUGGUGUCAAGAAGUACGCCUUUAAUGCUCUACAGCUCAUGUACUUUCCAAAACAGUACAGACCUCCAAACGGUACCUAUGGCAACGUACAGGGAUAGUACUGUUGCUAUGGUGAUGUGAUUAGUAUUGUGAUGGAAGGAAGUAAUGAUGACUUUUGCAGCAAUACUUUGGGCAUUUCCUAGAUGUAAUGAAUUUUAUGUUUAUUACCGGUAGUGAAAGUCUUUUCCAUACAGAUACAAAAUAAUAGAUGUUUAUGGCUGGUAGUGAAACCCUCAUUCCAGAGAUGUUACUUCCUGUAGAUGAUCUAAUGUCAGGUUAAGAUGGCCUAUGAUUAGGCAUUGAUGACCUAAUGUCAGGUUAAGAUGGCCUAUGAUGAGGCAUUGAUGAUCUUAUGUCGGGUUAAGAUGGCCUAUGAUGAGGCAUUGAUGAUCUUAUGUCAGGUUAAGAUGGCCUAUGAUGAGGCAUUAAUGAUCUAAUGUCAGGUUAAGAUGGCCUAUGAUUAGGCAGUGAUGACCUAAUGUCAGGUUAAGAUGGCCUAUGAUGAGGCCGUGAUUAUCUAA
Molecule: messenger RNA, 3757 nt
Organism: Mizuhopecten yessoensis (Yesso scallop)
Lineage: Eukaryota; Metazoa; Mollusca; Bivalvia; Pectinida; Pectinidae
Product: type I inositol 3,4-bisphosphate 4-phosphatase-like
Exons: 25
Coding region: 236-3295 (1019 amino acids)
Cellular component (GO): cytoplasm
Molecular function (GO): phosphatidylinositol-3,4-bisphosphate 4-phosphatase activity
Source: RefSeq, a predicted model, not a curated record